AUGCCGGACCCCAGAGAUUGCUGCCGCGCCGGGAGCCGGCCGGGCCUCCGCAGGGGGCGCCCGCCGCCCGGGGAGGAAAGUGGCAACUCUAAGACACUACUGCGUCCUCCGCAGGUGUAUGAGCAGCUCUAUGACACGCUGGAUAUCACGGGCAGCGCAGAGAUCCGGGCUCAUGCCACGGCCAAGGCCACAGUAGCUGCCUUCACAGCCAGUGAGGGGCAUGCACAUCCCAGGGUAGUGGAGCUGCCCAAGACAGAUGAGGGCCUGGGCUUCAACAUCAUGGGUGGCAAAGAGCAGAACUCACCCAUCUACAUCUCGCGAGUCAUCCCCGGAGGUGUAGCUGAUCGGCAUGGAGGCCUUAAGCGUGGAGACCAGUUGCUGUCGGUGAACGGUGUGAGCGUGGAGGGCGAGCAGCAUGAGAAGGCAGUGGAGCUGCUGAAGGCGGCCCAGGGCUCCGUGAAGCUGGUGGUGCGGUAUACGCCCCGUGUGCUGGAGGAGAUGGAGGCCCGCUUUGAGAAGAUGCGCUCCGCUCGCCGGCGCCAGCAGCACCAGAGCUACUCGUCCUUGGAGUCACGAGGCUGAAACUACAGAUCUGGACCCUUACUUCUCCCUUGUACAGUAUUUAUUGUCACCCUAUUUAAAGAUCUUUGACCCUCA
Messenger RNA from Octodon degus (degu), 657 nucleotides. RefSeq names its product lin-7 homolog B, crumbs cell polarity complex component (gene Lin7b). Bases 1 to 582 code for a protein of 193 amino acids. Gene Ontology annotation, molecular function: L27 domain binding. Gene Ontology annotation, biological process: maintenance of epithelial cell apical/basal polarity; neurotransmitter secretion; protein localization to basolateral plasma membrane. NCBI's taxonomy places the organism in Eukaryota, Metazoa, Chordata, Mammalia, Rodentia, Octodontidae. The transcript is spliced from 5 exons. The record is from RefSeq and is a predicted model, not a curated record. Gene Ontology annotation, cellular component: cell-cell junction; MPP7-DLG1-LIN7 complex; basolateral plasma membrane.